GGCCAUAACGGGCCUGGCACCGGCAAUAUAAGUGUCAGCCUUCUCUCGUCAUACAUGGAUACCUACUUAUCCCCAAGCUCUGACCGAAAUAGUUAAUAACCCCUCUACCAUCACCAUCACCAUUACAAUUACAAUUUCAACUUCAAACUAUCAAUCUUUUCUAUACGUUUCACUGCUUCUCUUGAGAUCCCAGAUUUUCUAAUAUACAGAAUAGCCUCUGCUUUCUAAUAUCUUCUAAUAUUGAAAAGUACAAUACUUGUUACUGCUACAGAAGUUCUACCCGUGACAUAAUCUUCAAAAUGCGUAUCACUUUAACCAUUACUGCUCCUACAGACGAUGAUGCAGAUCUUAUAUCUCUCGAAAUACCCCAAGAUACCACGGUGGGCACUUUGAAGGAAUCUGUCCAAGCCGAAUCUCGCAUCCCUAAGAGAGAUCAACAUCUAUACCACAAUGGACAACUACUACACGAUGACAACAAGACCAUGGAGCAACUGCAGAUUGGUGAUGGAGAGAUGCUUGCUUUGCACGUUAGGGAAUACAGAGAUCCUCCUGCUGCCACCGCACAACGAACUUCACAACCUGCUCGCGCACCUCAAGGCAGAGGAGGCCAACAACAGCCAGAUCCAGAGACAAUCAGAUUACAGUUGAUAGGCAAUGCGGAAAUGAGACGAGAGGUCGCUCGUCAAAAUCCGGAACUGGCAGCAGCUGCUGAUAGUCCAGAACGAUUUGCAGCAGUACUGAACCAAAUGCGAAGCCGGGAAGCAGGUGAGGAGGCUAGACGGAGACAGCAAAUUGCGGAUCUAAAUGCCGACCCUUUUGAUGUUGAUGCGCAAAUGAGGAUUGCGGAGAUGAUCCGUGAGCAACGAGUGCAGGAGAACUUGCAAAAUGCUAUUGAGCACAAUCCCGAAGUAUUCGGUCGUGUUCAUAUGUUAUACAUCGAUGUCGAGGUCAACGGACAUAAAGUUAAAGCGUUCGUCGAUUCCGGUGCCCAAGCUACCAUCAUGUCUCCCAAAUGUGCUGAAGAUUGUGGUAUAAUGCGACUGGUCGACAAACGUUUCGCAGGUAUCGCACGAGGAGUUGGUACUGCCGCUAUUCUUGGUCGAGUUCAUUCCGCGCAGAUUAAAAUCGGAAGCAUGUUUCUUCCUUGCAGCUUCACUGUCAUGGAAGGCAAAGAUGUCGAUUUGCUUUUGGGCUUGGACAUGUUAAAGAGACAUCAAGCUUGCAUAGAUCUGUCCAAGGAUAAGCUCAUCAUUCAAGGUGUCGAGGUUAGCUUUUUGGGAGAGGCGGAUAUUCCUAAAAAUAUGGAGGAUGAGAGGGCAGAGGAACCACAACUCGAGGGACCAGGAGGAACAACCAUUGGAGCAAAAUCUGGAGCAGUUUCAGGGCCUUCGACAGGACAGCAAGCACCUCAGAGCGCAUCAUCAGCACCAGCUACUUCUGCUUCAUCGGCUCCACCACCACAGCAGCAGCAACCAUCGUUUCCGGCAGAAAACAUAGAUCAACUUGUAGCUUUGGGAUUCUCGCGCGAUGAAGCUGUCAAUGCCUUGGCAGCUUGUGGGGGUGAUGUUCAGUAUGCAGCUGGUCUCCUGUUCCAAGGAUAGAGUGGAGUUAGGUCGGAUUGGAUGCGCUAGGUUAUGAUAUAAUACAGAGUGCAUUCAGAGAAUAAUACGUUCAGAGGUCGAGCUUGGCGUCACAUAGCAAGACGGAAAGAAUGAGAGGCAGAAAGGAGCGAAGUCAGAGGACACAGGACUCGAUCUUCUUGAUGACGUGGUCUGACGAUAAAACCAUAAAUAGCAGAACCGGCGUUAGCA
Botrytis cinerea B05.10 is the source of this 1811-nucleotide messenger RNA. RefSeq names its product Bcddi1 (gene Bcddi1). Gene Ontology annotation, biological process: proteolysis. The transcript is spliced from 3 exons. Lineage: Eukaryota; Fungi; Ascomycota; Leotiomycetes; Helotiales; Sclerotiniaceae. The record is from RefSeq and is a predicted model, not a curated record. Gene Ontology annotation, molecular function: aspartic-type endopeptidase activity; protein binding. Bases 300 to 1601 code for a protein of 433 amino acids.